This is a messenger RNA of Physcomitrium patens, 6918 nucleotides long. Its product is annotated as DDB1- and CUL4-associated factor homolog 1. Gene Ontology annotation, molecular function: protein binding. The record is from RefSeq and is a predicted model, not a curated record. Gene Ontology annotation, biological process: protein ubiquitination. Gene Ontology annotation, cellular component: Cul4-RING E3 ubiquitin ligase complex; nucleus. NCBI's taxonomy places the organism in Eukaryota, Viridiplantae, Streptophyta, Bryopsida, Funariales, Funariaceae.
AGCGCGGCUGGAAGAAGAAGAAGAAGAAGCCAAACGGAGAACGCAACGCGAUUUCGGGAGAGCCAGGAUCUUAGGGUAUAGAAUUCCCCAUGUCGUUGUUGCAGGGAAGAAGAAAGGGAAGAGGAACCGGAACCGGAACCGGAAGAGGACCUGGAAGUGGAAGAGGGAGGGGAGGGCGAACUAGGAUUACGGCGUGUGAUUGCACGCCUGCAAUUUGGGCGGAUCGGAAGGAGCAGAAAGAACAGCAUCGUCAGUAGAACCGCUCAGUGUUGGCGAAGAGGAGGAAGAGGGGGUUUGUAGAGAGUUUGGAUUCGUUGUAGGAGUAGCAGGAGGGAUGGCGGAGGAGGGGGAGGGAGCUUCGCCCACCACGUCCGUGGAUGGGAGUGGUAGUGGUGGUGGUGGUGGAGGAGGAGGAGGAGGAGGAGGAGGAGGAGGGGAGAUUAGUGGUGUCUUUCGGGAAUCAUCUGCAGUUCCGAGUACGAGCAAUGCCACCACGGGUACGGCCGGGGAGGAUUUGGUGCAGAAGGCUAGGAACCUCAUGCGACGGAUCGUGGUGGAGCGGGCCUCGCCUAACCCUUCGCUCUUGCAUGAGUUGGCUGCGAUUCUGGAGCAGGAAGAGGCUAGGUAUGAACAGCAUACAGGAAACCCAUAUUCCAACAAUUCACGAUCUUCGCACAUGAUAGGUCGCCUUGUGAAUUUGAUCAGGGAGGAUGAUGAUUUCUUUGAGCUGCUGUCAUCAAGGUUGUUGCUUGAACCAGUGCAUAGUACGAAGAUUCGUGCAGCUGCAGUUAGGCUGCUGCUCGCAAUCGUCUCUAGCUGGAUGUAUCCUCACGUGUUUGAAGAGGAGGUUCUUGCCAGCAUCAAACGAUGGGUUGUUGAGGACACACCUAAAGACAUAGCGAACAGCAGGGCAUCUAGAAGCAAGAGUACCAAGGAUGCUGAUGCAGUCGAUCGUGAGAUAUUGAGGACCUAUUCAACCGGCUUACUUGCAGUAGCUCUUGGAGGGUCUGAUGUAGUGGAGGAUGUACUCACGACGGGUAUGGUAGGUCUGCUUAUGCACUACCUGCGCGUUCGUGUACUGGGAGAUGCCUCGGCAGAAGCAAUUACUGAAAACAAGUCAAAUGUGGGAGUGAGUGGAAGUAGGGGAAGGGAUGAAGCUAGAGGAAGAGUUAGGCCAUCUUUAGAUGUUUCAAGAAUGGAGGAUAUUCGCGUUUCUGAAAAAGUAUCUGACGAACAAAUGGUAGAAAGGGGUGGUGAGAGGGUGCUUGAUGUCAAAGGAAAGAGGAAAGAGAAUGAGGAAAGUAUUCAGGAGGACACUGAGAAUUUAGAAGGAACUCCGGACCUAAGUCUAUGUACAUAUGAUGCCGACGAGGACGGUGAUGAAUGGAAUCACGAAGAUAAAAGGCGUCGGAAAGACAGACGAGAAGCUAAAACCAGGACAACGGAUUGGUUAAAUAGUACUCGUCCUCUACCAGAAGAUGAAUCUGAAGAGAUAGGUAGGGCAGAGCCUUCGAAACGCAGAGGCGACUUUUAUCGAGGAAGCGGGAAAGGAAGAGGAAAAGGGAGGUCUGGUGACGGUGCUUCAGAAAUGGAAAGAGGUCAACUAUCAGCUCCGACUUCAGCUCGCAGAGACACUGGUUUCAGAAGCAGGGGUCUACCUACAGAGAAAACUAGCACAGUGGCAGAAAUUGGUUCCGAGGCCCCGAGGGAUGGGAUGAAGGAUGAUAGUGAUUCUGAAAGCGAAGUGGUUCAGUGUGUAAUGGUUGGCAAUGCUGACAUCUCACUGGCCAUGCGAAAGGCUAAGCGAGCAGCUCAAGCAGAAGCAAGGACAGAAAACGCUCCCUGGGAAGCUGUGAAAGCAGCAGGAGAUGCUGCCGCAGACCUUGUCAGGGUAGCUGCUACAGAGGUUCUUGCAACGACAGACAAAGCGGAAGCUAUAUUGGCAGCAGCAAAUGAAGCAGCUCUUACAGUUGUAGAUGCUGCUCUUUCAACAACUGUCACUAGAGAGCAGUUGGAGAAGAAAGAGAUAGCCAUGGAAGAAGCUAAGAAAGUAGCAGUAAUCGAGUCUAAGAAGAAACAGGAAAAUGAAGCAGUAGAUAGAGGACAAAGUGCCGUGGAUAUGGAGGCAUUAGCUUCUUUGAGGGAACGGUAUUGCGUACAGUGUCUUGAAAAGAUGGGAGAGUAUUUGGAAGUGUUGGGCCCUGUCCUGCAUGAGAGAGGUGUUGACGUUUGUCUGGCCCUACUUCAGCGACGGCCUAAAGAUAACAAUCCGAAAGAGUUGGCCAUGCUUUCAGACGUUCUGAAGUUGAUAUGUGCACUAGCUGCACAUCGAAAAUUUGCAGCUCUUUUUGUGGAUCGAGGUGGUGUGCAGCAACUCCUUGCUACUCCGAGAGUGUCUCAAACUCUGACGGGCAUAUCUCUUUGCCUAUUUGCACUUGCAUCAUUACAGGGUGUAAUGGAGCGAGUGUGCAAUUUACCAGCACCAGUGGUUCAAGAUGUUGUCGCUCUCCCACUUUACCUUUUAUCUUGUCCACAAGAUCCAGCGAGACGCAAUGCAGCUUUGUUUUUUGGGGCCUCCUUCGUUUUCCGUGCUAUUUUGGAGGCCUUCGAUGCUCAGGAUGGGUUGCGUAAAAUUGUCAACUUGUUGCGGAACACAGCUUCUUUGAGAUCAGGAGGGUCGAGCAACUCAGGCACUGGUGCAGCUUCGGCAGGCUCACGCGACCGGACGGUAGCAUCAGCUGAAGUUUUGACAUCGACUGGGAAGCAGAUUGCUUACCAUACCUGUGUAGCCCUCCGUCAAUAUUUUCGUGCUCAUUUGCUAUUGUUGGUUGACUCGCUACGGCCUAAUAGAGGUCAUAAGAGUGGUUCUCGAAAUGGCCCUAGUGGAAAAGCCACAUAUAAGCCUCUGGACAUCAGCAACGAAGCAAUGGACACAAUUAUUGUCCAACUGCAGAGAGACAGGAAACUGGGAACUGCUUUCGUUAGGUCGCGUUGGGCUCCUCUUGACGCAUUUAUGCAGUACAACGGUCACAUUGUUCUCCUCGAACUUACUCAGCAAGCUGCUCCUGGAGAGAGGUACUUGCACGAGAUAGUACAGCACUCUCUUGGAGUCCUGCAGAUUGUGACGCUAGUGCCGUAUACACGAAGAUUAAUAGUUGACUCAACACUUAGCAAUGAGCGAUCUUUUAUGGCAGUUGUUCUUGAUGCUGUGAGUGGAGUUGCUUUUUGUGAUCCGGAGGUGAUUCAAACAGCGCUGCUGGUAUUGGUCAAUCUGGUCUGUCCUCCUCCUUCACUAUGCAGCCGACCUGUGGCAGUUCCUACCACCCCUGCACAGUCUCAACAAGCCCAGUCAAGCCAGGGUCCUACUGGGAAUGUUUCUCAAGCAACAACAGUCGGUGCAGGAACCGUGGUAAAUCUAGAAAGUAAGGGUUGGACAGUAAGGUCAGAAGCCAAUAUUGAUAGAAAUGGGGGAACUCAAGCAGCUCCGGGACCAGGUGCUUUUGGAGCGGGGUUUGUCGGGGACCGGCGAAUUUCCUUGGGGCCAGGUGCAGGAGGGUCAGGGUUGGCGGCCUACAUGGAACAAGGUUAUCGUUAUGCCCGUGAAGCAGUACGGGCUAAUAAUGGAAUUAAAGUUUUGCUUCAUCUUCUUUACCCAAGGACUGUUCUUCCUCCUCCUGCCUUGGAUUGUAUUCGAGCCUUGUCCUGCCGAGUUUUGUUGGGCUUGGCUCGAGACGAUACAAUUGCACACAUUCUUACUAAACUGCAGGUGGGGAAGUUGCUUUCAGAGUUAUUGCGAGAUGGUGGUGGUCAGGCUGGUCGCCAAGCCAGUGCAGGUGGUAUUGGUGGGGAACAGGGAAGAUGGCAAGCGGAACUUAGCAGAGUGGCGUUAGAGCUCAUUGCGAUUGUUACCAAUGCAGGGCGCGCAAACACUGUAGCAGCUAGUGAAGCAGCUGCACCUACUCUACGCCGAAUUGAAAGAGCUGCCAUUGCUGCAGCCACACCUAUCAGUUAUCACUCCAGGGAGUUAUUGCAGCUCAUUCAUGAGCAUCUCAUUGGAUCAGGGCUCCCGAACGCAGCGGCUGCAUUGCUCAAGGAAGCAAAUUUGAAACCUUUGCCCUCCCUUUUACCUCCGAUUUCUCUUGUACUCCCUCUGGCAUCUGCUGAAGGAACCACAGAACUGAUUCAGUGGCCUGUGGGACGAAUGAGUGGUGGAUUUCUUGGAGGCGGUUCCAAGCGAACUGCUAAGGAUGAGGAUGAUGCCAGCAGUUCUCAGCCGCCUCCUCCUACCCGCAAGAAGCCAGCAUUCUCAACUUCUUUGACUUCAAGUGGAAAAUUGUGUUCAUCUUCAGCUUCAGCUUCACUGAGGAAGUCACAAGGCGUUAAAGAAAGUCGUAGUCGGCUUCUUGAUACACAGGAUUAUUCCCUCACGAGUGGGAAGUCCAAAGAUGAUGCAGAUGCUAUGUUCAAAACACCCGGAACACAUCGCAAUCCACCUGUUUCAUGCAAGCGUAAAAGUGGUGAAAGAGACCUGCCUCCAUUAUCCCCAACAAGUAAGCGGAUGGCUUUUACGGAUCCUCUCACAGCAUCUCCUUGUGUCACCCCAGGGCAUGCACCCCUGAAGUCAAAUUUUGCUGUUGACAUUUCUGCACCCGUACAAUUUACCCCAGCUCCUUCUACUAGUGAUAUCACUCCUGUCAAAGCAUGCAAUGGACAGCACGUUCUGCCUGAGAAGGCUGAGACUGUUAACUUGCAAUCGGAGUCAACCUUUGAUAUUCAACAGUCGCCGUACAUUCCCUUCAAGCAAUAUUCCGGCACUCCAGGCCACUCACUUGUUCCCUGUAUAGGUAGUCUUCUAGAACCUCGCACCAACACUGCAGAACAUGCAACACUUGACUCACUUGUGGUCCAGUAUUUGAAGCAUCAGCAUCGCCAGUGCCCGGCUCCUAUUACUACUCUCCCUCCUUUGUCCCUCCUUCACCCACAUGUGUGCCCAGAACCAAGUAGAGCACUUGAUGCAUCUUUGAAUACUGCUGCCAGGUUGGCUGCGCGCCAGAUUACUCCACCUUAUGGAGGCAUGCAUGGACGGAGACGAGAUCGGCAUUUUGUGUACAGCCGUUUUCGUCCAUGGCGCACAUGCCGUGAUGAUGCAGUUCUUCUCACUGCAAACACCUUCUUAGGUGAAGCGUCCUGUCUCGCUGCGGGUAGUCAUGCUGGUGAUAUUCGACUCUUUGAUACGAGCACAGGCAAUAUCUUGGAGGUGCAAUUGAUGGGUCAUACUUCACCGAUCACAGUCAUGCAAUCUUCUCCACAUUGCCUGGUUGGAAAUGACACACGAGUUGGGCAGUUAUUAUUAUCUUCCGCCAGUUAUGAUGUGCAAUUAUGGGACUCUUCAAAUCUUAGCAAUGGAGCUUUGCAUGCUUUUGAUGGCUGCAAAGCUGCCAGGUUCAACCAUGCAGGAAGCAGAUUUGGUGCGAUUGCUGUGGAAUCUGCUCAUAAAGAAGUCCUGCUUUACGAUGUUGGCAGCUAUAAAUUGGAACAAAGGUUGCCUGACCCUUUAACAAGUCAAUCAGGCCUGCCUCGCAGCCACACGCAACCAAUGGUUCAUUUUAGUCCAGAUGAUAUCUUGGUCCUUUGGAGUGGAGUAUUAUGGGAUCAUCGGAUUCCUCGCGCGAUUCAUAGGUUUGAUCAAUUCACUGAUUAUGGCGGAGGUGGUUUUCAUCCGGCCGGAAAUGAGGUUAUCAUCAAUUCAGAGGUUUGGGAUUUGCGUUCGUUUAAGCUUUUAAGAAGUGUACCUUCCCUGGACCAAACUUCCAUCACUUUUAACACAACAGGCGAUGUGAUUUAUGCAACACUACGUCGUAACUCGGAUGAUAUUAUGGCCGCACUUCAUCCGCGUAGGAUGCGGCAUCCGUUAUUCAGUGCCUUCAGAACAAUGGAUGCAGUGGACUACUCUGAUAUUACCACCACAGUUGUGGAUCGUCGUGUCCUUGAUCUGGCAACUGAGCCUACAGACUCUUUCAUUUCAAUAGUAGCAGUUGAAAGUAAUGAUGAAAUGGAUUCGUUUGCUAAGCUGUAUGAAGUAGGGAGGAGACGUCCGACCGAUGAUGAUUCAGACCCAGAUGAUGGUGGAGAGACGGAAGAGGAAGAAGAAGAUGAUGAGGAUGACGAGGAUGACGACGACGACGGCGACAUUCAUGAAGAUGAAGACAUAGAUCUCGUAAGUAACGACGAUGAUGAAAACAGUGAAGAGGAUGAUGAUGGAGACGAAGCUGGGGAUAAUGACAGUUUUUCUACAGAUGACGAUGGUAGUGAUGAUGGUCUCGGGGAGGGUGUCCUUGAACUCCUCUCCGACGGUGAAGAUGAUCACAGAGGUACAUUUUCUAGCGACGACGGCUCUGGGGGUGAGUUUGGAGAGGACGCGUUUGAAUUUAUGGGAGGAUUGUUCUGACGAGGACGAUCGGGAAUUUUGGGAUCCUUUAAGCGUUAGUAUAAUAGGCAUGAGAACAUUACUUGUCCCCCUUGAUGUGUCUUUUAGCCUGAGUUUUUCCCCAGGCUAUGGAGGAACCUGCUCUGCUGAUUGUAUACAGAUAGUAUAUGUAGUGUUCCCUUUGUAAAGUACGUUGGGUUUGUCAAUCGCAUUAGGGAGGUUGCACAAGUACCAGAUGAAUAUAGAACUAGUCCAGCUUCUGCUACAAGUCCUUGGUGCGGUGACGUCGGUUGCAGAAGACAAAUCACUUUUUUACGAAACUGUGCACAUUUUUGUUCUCACCCUUACUUUGCUCCUGAUAUUAUUAGUUCAGGUCGGGGUGAUUAUCAAGCAGAUGCUCAAACAAUUUGAGCCAUUGGUUAGCUUUCAAGACGGCGUUUCAUUCUAUUACUCUUGAUGCAAAGUAGUAAACUAAGUCAAAUUCGUCUCGA